Messenger RNA from Conger conger (European conger), 1092 nucleotides. RefSeq names its product chymotrypsin-like elastase family member 2A. Lineage: Eukaryota; Metazoa; Chordata; Actinopteri; Anguilliformes; Congridae. Gene Ontology annotation, molecular function: serine-type endopeptidase activity. The record is from RefSeq and is a predicted model, not a curated record. Gene Ontology annotation, biological process: proteolysis.
AUGAGCCAGUACCCUGCAGCGGGUGAGCUGGGCACCCCCCGGACUGAGCGGACGUCCGAUGACACCAGACCGGAGAUCACACCCCCACAGCCCACCACCCAGCAGGUUCCUCACACACCCCGAAGCCAAUCCCAACAACCCGCCCAGCAGCCAAUCACAAAAGAGCUUCCACAGGUGGGCGUGGUCCUGGAACAGGAUUCAGUCAGCCUGGCGGUGCCCAAAGACACCACAGACACAGAGCUUGCCACCCCAGGGGCCGUGCAUUUGCCCCCCUGCCCCUCCCGCCUCACACUGAUAGCAACUCUACUGCCCCUCAGCAUCGUGAUCCUCAUCUGCCUCGGCCUCGUGGGGUGCGCAGAGGAAACGAGUGACGGGUGGGGCCGGAUCGUGGGGGGGAGUGCGGCCCCCAGGGGCAGGUGGGGGUGGCAGACCAGCCUGCGCUGGAGGGGCAGACAUGUCUGCGGGGGGGCCAUCCUAACCCAGCGCUGGGUCAUCACCGCUGCACACUGCUUCAUACUCAGCGAGAUGCAGGAGGUGUCAGACUGGGAGGUGGUGGUGGACACCUUGAGCAUGGCGGACAGGGUCGCCGGGCGGCACUACCAGGCCCUGGAGAUGAAACACCACCCGCGAUUUUCAUCGGACAACAACGACUACGACAUGGGCCUCAUCCACACCACCGCCAAGAUAGAGAUGAGAGGUGUACUCUGUCAGAGGUGCGGUGUGGCGGUGUGUUUGCCCAGCUCUGGCGAGUCCUUCCCCCCUGGCUCUCGUUGCUGGGUGACGGGCUGGGGGUACACCCAAGAGGGUGGGUCAGUGUCAGCGGCCCUACGUCAGGCAGAGGUGCAGGUGAUUGGUCAGUCCCAGUGCUCCCAGCCCUCAGUGUACGGAGCCCACCUCACCGCCCGCAUGCUGUGCGCAGGGACGCUGGGGGACAGCGGGGGACCCCUGGUGUGUGAGGCCAGGCCAGGGAGCUGGAGGCUGGCUGGGGUGGUGAGCUGAGAGGGGUGCGGCCGCCCGAAUAAGCCUGGCGUCUACACCAGAGUCACACAGCUUCUUCACUGGCUGCAUCAGCACAUACAGGGACUUGGUUGA